ACUCUUAUAAUAGUUUUUAUAGGUUUAUAAGUGAUGUUACAAGUUUUAUAACGCAUACCAAAACGCUUUAAAUUCUGUAAUAAUAAAUCCAAAACCUUAUGUAUAAAACCUGUGGCGUUGGUUACUUCGGUUUGAGUGGUAAUGUUCAUUAUUUCAUUGGUUUCGAAAGUGUUGAGAAAAUGAGUAAUUAACUUCACCUUCUUCAAGAACAUUGAGAUCCAACAAAUGCGGUAUUAGCAAGAUGCAGCUCCUCCGCAAUACCGUCGAGAAGUUGGAGAAUUUUUAAAUAAUCAUUACCACAGAAAUAGAUCGGUAAAGCUGGAUUCAUUGGAUGGCCUCCUCGAUCAUGUGACAACACUGCUGGAUUAAUAAAAGUUGUUUAAAGGCUUCCUUGGACGAGAAUCCAGCAGAUGAGUCGUGCGACGGCCUGUUUUAUUACAGCGACGACAUGUUGCAGUGCUUGAAAUACGCGUCAGAGUAUGACACCGCGUGUCACGAAAAACGCCAGUGUACAGAGUGGCUAGAUUCGGCGCAGAAAAGCAGCGAAAAUAUCGACUGCAGGAACAACAGAUGCAUCUGCGACGAAGGUUACAGGUGGUUCCAGGGGGAAUGUCGCGCUUACGUCGGCAAGGGACAAUCCUGCAGCUCUUCCGUCGAUUGCUACGACGAUAUGGAUCAACUCGCGCUGACCUGCAAGGACAACACGUGCCAGUGCAGCGCCGGUUAUUACGAGAGGGAACACGACUGCAGGAUAUCGUCCCACGUAUGGGAAGAAUGCGCCAUAAAAAGCGACUGCAAACCCUUCUCGUUGCUGUUCCUGACGAUCGAGAGUACCUGCGAGUUGGGGGUGUGCGUGCGGACCGACUCCGACCAGCUGCGGUCCUGCAGUACUGCAGAGUGCGACUCGGCCGAGUCGGACUACUUCGAAGUUCAGGACAAGCAAAUCAUAGCGGAUUACGUGUUACGAGAGGACCCGCCCCUUUCUUCCUGCAAGGGCCUCUCGAACGUCACAACGAGUGACGAGUGCGAUUCCUGCGAGGACGCCUUCUGGUUCAAGAGCUCGUCGUGCGUAUGCGAACCGGGUUUCUUUGCGAUGGACGACUUCUGCGUGGCCGAGCUGGGGAUGAAAAACGUCGGCGUCCUUUACAAGCAAAACAAGGACUGUCCGAUCAAGCCGGGGAAGCUAAAAGAUGGCGUGUGCUACUGCAGGAACUACUGGUUCAACGACUACACCAACAGGAACUGCAUCAAAACCACUUUGGAGGUGACCAAGUCUUGCAUGGACGACGGAUGGUGCCAAGCGAUGGGGCCCCACGCAUUCUGUAACUCCACGACCGGUCAAUGCGAGUGCAACAGAGCGUCUAGGUUCGACGAAACGGGAUUCUAUUGCGAGGUGACCGAUGAAAGCUUGCUCCAAGGAAAAUGCUUGAACGACACCAAGAGCAGCCAGUGUCCGGUGAACGAAGAAUGCAGGGACCAGGAAUGCGCGUGUGUCGAGAACUUUGAGAGGAUCGACGGUCUAUGCCUCCCGACACUCGGCGGAUCGUGCUCGUUCAGAAACUGUUCGCACAUAGAAGACGCGACUUGCAGCAGCAACCCCGGCGGGGAUAACACCUGUCAAUGUACCACCGGCUACGUGUCAAACACGACCCAUUGCUUUAAAGUCGCGGAACGUUUGUAUGAUAACUGCGUGGUCGACAUGCAAUGCGCGUCGAUCGAUCACGCCAUCUGCGGCGUCGCGACAUCGGCCAACGCGACGCAGACAGGCUGCAUCUGCGCGGAAAGUUUCGUCGACCGCAACGCCACCUGUUACGCGCAGAAAAGUUACGGCUCGACGUGUUCGACCCGUCGCAACUGUACGGCGGUGCUGAACGACAGUUUCGAGUGUCGCAACAGUCUCUGCCAGUGUCCGGUGUCGAAAACCUACAAGGACGGGUACUGUUCCGCGGCUCUGGUACCUUCAGCUCAUCACCACAUGGCCCUCUUGAUCGCCGUGUUCGCCUGGUUCGGGUGCAAGUUCUGAAAACGCCGACGUCGCGGCACCGUAAAAGAUUAAUUGCGUUCGGGAUUUCGCGUGUAACUGUGAUAUUAGGUUAUAGGAACGUCACACGCGUUUCGAAACGUCUAAAUUUCGGGUUCAGUUCGCCGUUCCGUUUCUUACCACCUACGGCGUUUUUAAUCUUUUCCGCCGCGCAUUCUUCCCCAAACCGUUCGUUUAGUUCGAUUUUGUUAUUUAUUGUUAUGCUUAAGUCAUCAUCAGCGUUUUCGUCGUUAUAAAUUGAU
Messenger RNA from Cylas formicarius (sweet potato weevil), 2283 nucleotides. RefSeq names its product prion-like-(Q/N-rich) domain-bearing protein 25. NCBI's taxonomy places the organism in Eukaryota, Metazoa, Arthropoda, Insecta, Coleoptera, Brentidae. The transcript is spliced from 10 exons. The coding region runs from base 449 to 2023 and encodes 524 amino acids. The record is from RefSeq and is a predicted model, not a curated record.